AUGAUAGAAGAAUGGCAAAAAGAGUAUCCAUGCGUCAUGCGGAAAGUAGAAGACUUGAAUACAGAAAAAAGAAAACGCCACAGCGUAUUACCCGAACUCAAGCCAACGAUUCGCCCCACACUAGAGAAUAAAUUCAAGAAAAAUACAGUUUUAAAUGUAAACCAGAAUCCAUGUUUUUCCAUACCUGCCGAACCCAUCGCCGACGUGUACGUGGAUGCAGCCUACAGCUAUUCUGGAGAAGAAGAACAUAAGGCCGGAAUCGGAGUAUGUUUCGAGCCAAAUCACCCUUUAAAUGUGUCACAGCCUGCCCGGGGAAGGCAAAUAAACAAUUUCGCAGAAAUUCAAGCAGCCACAAUUGCCUGCAUAAAGGCACACGCGGCUGGAAUAAAUAGACUACGAAUAAACACCGAUUCCAAAUACUUAAUCGACAGUGCAACCCAAUGGAUACCACAGUGGGAAGAAAAUGAUUGGAAAUGA
This is a messenger RNA of Belonocnema kinseyi, 477 nucleotides long. RefSeq names its product ribonuclease H1-like. NCBI's taxonomy places the organism in Eukaryota, Metazoa, Arthropoda, Insecta, Hymenoptera, Cynipidae. The transcript has 2 exons. The record is from RefSeq and is a predicted model, not a curated record. Gene Ontology annotation, biological process: DNA replication, removal of RNA primer. Gene Ontology annotation, molecular function: RNA-DNA hybrid ribonuclease activity; nucleic acid binding. The coding region runs from base 1 to 477 and encodes 158 amino acids.